AUGAGCCCCCCUUCUCCCAAGAAGAAGAAUGGCGGCAAUACUUCUGUUCCGAGACAGAUUCGCUUCGUCGCAACCGACGGCCAGCCGCAGACCAAACGUCGCCGAGUCAACGCCGCUUGUUUGACUUGUCGUCGGCGCAAGAUUCGAUGCUCGGGUGAACAACCAGUAUGUAGAACAUGUUCUGACUACAAGCAUGUCUGUCUGGGCUACACCGACUCGACUGCGCAUUUGCGAUCGCAAUCGGAUUCCGCCCCUCGAGCGCCGCCUUUGCCCAACAUUUCCGCUGUCAACGAUUCCAGCCAGCGUGGCUCUCGAGUGGUAGAGAGUAGUUCUCCGGAGCCGCCGCCUGCCCCCAUCCCGCGAUCUGCAGUCGAGAAAUCCCCUCGAAUAUCAAAACUACCGGAUGGCAAGGAUGGCUCGUCAAGGGAGAUGGCGGGGCGAGUCAACAAAGAACCCGAUUCUCAAGCAGUCAGUGAAAGCCCUGACAGUGGACGUACCUCGGUGAGCUCUGGCAGUCGUACCCAUGUUCCAUACUUUCGGUAUUUUGGGCCUACUGCGAUCGUGCCUGGCUUUAAACAAAUGGUUGUGCAAGUUCGAGGUUCACGCAAGAGCAAAUCCUUGUCCUCGGAAUCUCAUUCCCCUGCCCGGAGUCCUAAACUGCCUGAUGCUGCUCCCUCGCCUCCAGUCACUACCGCAGAGAACCGUGACUCUCGUGAUGCAAACACCAUUCCAUUUUAUGAUCGCGAUGACACCCUUCCGGUCUCAAAUCUGGUUUCGCAUCUAUGUGAGCUCUUUUUUGCCCAUCUGGGAUGCAGUUUCCCCUUUCUGCAACGUGAAAGAUUUUUGCAGGAUUUGAAGGAGAAAAAGGUCGACACCAUGCUAGUGGAUGCGGUCUGUUCUUUAGCAGCGAGGUUUUCUCCCCAUCCCUUACUGGGAUCUCCUCAAGCUCAACCAAUCGAUCCCUCGCUGCCUCCUCCAGUUGUCAGGAAGUGGGACCGUGGUUUGCCAUUCGCUCAACGCGCAAUGAGCGCCCUUGUGGAUAUUCUGUCGUGCCCGACCCUGUCUGCUGUACAAGCUUGCUUGUUGUUGGCUUAUGAACAGUUCGGUUCAAACCAUGACAGUGGUCUGUGGAUGUACUUGGGGAUCUCGAUUCGCAUGGCGCAAGAUCUUGGUCUGCAAAAGUUUCAAGGACUGAAACACAACUACGGCCAGAGUGGUGUGAUGCCGAGCGAGGUUGUGACGGGGCAGGCUGGGAAGCUAAGGGAAGAUCAGUAUGAUGAUCUGGAUGCCAGCCAAAUUCAAACCUUACCGCCUGCGGUGGGGACGGAACGGGCAAGAGAGCGGGAACGGGUGGAUUCAUUCUGGAGCAUCUUCUUCCUCGAUCGCGUCAUUUCUUCGGGUACGGGCCGACCAGUGACAUUGCGUGACGAAGACAUCGAGCUAUGCUUUCCCCUGCAGUCCGAAUCUCAACUUCCAAAUGGCUGGCCCGCUCCUUUUCCACCGUUAAUUCGGAUCAUUCACCUCUAUGGCCGAGUGACAGACCUCAUCAAUGGCAUUCAGGAUGUCAAUCACGUCACGUCGGACACACUCAAGAGGCUGGCGGGGAUGGAAAGUGAUUUAACCGGCAUCUACCAGCGUCUGUCACCAAAACUACACUUCAAUGCGGCGAACUUCCAGGCUUACGUCAAGGCCAAGGAGGGAACCAAUUUUAUCCUUCUCCAUUUUUGGUUUCAUACCCUUAUUGUCCUACUUCACCAGCCGACACUUCUGAACUCAUUUGGCGGGACAAUACAGCAUCUGUAUCCCAACAGUCGCGAACUGUCAAUGUCGUCGGCCAAGACUAUUGCGGAUAUUCUGUCGUUCUCGGAACUCGUAGAUGGCAAGAGCUUCAUUGGUAACCCAUUCACGAGUCAGCCCAUGUACAUCGCUGCGUGUGCCUUUCUCAUGGAGAGCGCCUACUACUCGUCACCCACCUCGGGAUCUGCUUCGUCUCAUCCAGAACCGUUACUGGCGAAUCAAUCGAGUGGAUUCGUGAUGCCCACGAUGGAAUCUUCUAACGGCUCGGAACGAAAGUCCACAGCGAAGCACAUCCUGCUCGCCUCCGCAGCCAAGGAGAACUAUCAACGAUGCUACAAGGCAUUGAAGGCACUGGACACGUACUGGGAGGGAACCAGGUACAUCUUGACAGUACUGGACCAGAAGGCCAAGGGAAUCGUUGACCCUCUUCUCUACACUACUGAGGACAUGGAAAAUACCGCGGGACUGUCUUCCGUGCAGCCUUUCGCACAUCAUGGAUGGCCUGGAGCCCGACCACCAAUGGACCCCGGUUUUGAUCCAGAGAGGCCCCCGGAGUGGCUGACAUUUCAUCGGAUGGGAAAUGCUAUUGGGUGGGCACUCACGGGCGCGACAAAUUCCUCGCAGCCUAAUCUAAGUGUGCUGUAUCAAAUGCCCACGACACCGACAGAGCCCGCAUCCAGCAAGCCCGCAUACUCGUCCCAAUACAGCCACAGCUACCCAUCUAUGCCUGUCCAAGCAGAUGGCGGGGAGACCUCGGGCGCCUCAUACCCCCAGCCUCUCGCCACAACUCGAACCCAGGAAGAGACACGGAACUCAUCACUCGCUGCCGGCCAUGCGAAAUACCCUUCGGUGCCAGCCACACCCAUGAAUCCCGACUCAUCUUACUAUUUGGGCAUGCAUUCGCCCUAUCCAGAAUCAGGCCCGCGCACCUCGGCAGCACCUCACCCAACAUACAACCCGAGCCUUUCGUCCUCGCAGUUAGAUGGUCACCACCCCGCUUACAGUUACUCUGUUCCUCCUGGGACGGCCGAUUCGCAAGCCAGCACGAGCCAGAUCGGAUCUCGACCGGAUCUCCAUCCGAGCAUCAACACUAAUCCCGGGGGCAUGAUGAUCGAGAGCCAUGAUGUUGAUGUUAAUUCUCUCCAUCACCAGGAGUCCUUCCCAUUCUCGAACGGCGAGAUACUUCCGUGGCUGGAGUACCUACCACAAGAUGUGCUCAGCUUCUUUGGCGAGAACCAUAACUACCCGCUCAUGAGCCCCGACGAUACCACGCCACGGCCCCCUUGA
Penicillium alfredii is the source of this 3084-nucleotide messenger RNA. Its product is annotated as Zn(II)2Cys6 transcription factor. Gene Ontology annotation, biological process: regulation of DNA-templated transcription; DNA-templated transcription. The transcript has 9 exons. Bases 1 to 3084 code for a protein of 1027 amino acids. The record is from RefSeq and is a predicted model, not a curated record. Gene Ontology annotation, molecular function: DNA-binding transcription factor activity, RNA polymerase II-specific; DNA binding; zinc ion binding. NCBI's taxonomy places the organism in Eukaryota, Fungi, Ascomycota, Eurotiomycetes, Eurotiales, Aspergillaceae.